Bactrocera latifrons is the source of this 652-nucleotide messenger RNA. Its product is annotated as acylphosphatase-2. Gene Ontology annotation, molecular function: acylphosphatase activity. The transcript has 4 exons. Lineage: Eukaryota; Metazoa; Arthropoda; Insecta; Diptera; Tephritidae. The coding region runs from base 35 to 463 and encodes 142 amino acids. The record is from RefSeq and is a predicted model, not a curated record.
CUUUCAUAAAAAUACAAAAAUUCACUGUGUUGUUAUGGCAGCUAGUAAAUUAUUCGGCUCCAUUGAAUUACUUUUCAUAAAAUUUUUUGUUGUUACAAUAAUAUUUUGUGUUGCCUAUAAGUCUCAAUCAAUAGUAGAGUCUAUAAAUUCAUAUAAAGAAACCGAAAUGUCUACAAAACAUAUAUUUAGCACAAAUUUUGAAGUCUUUGGAAAAGUACAAGGAGUAUUUUUCAGAAAGCAUACCGAAAAACAAGCAAAAUUGUUUGGACUACGUGGUUGGUGCAUGAACACUUCUCAGGGUACCGUGCGUGGUCAAAUGGAAGGAGAACUCGAUAAAGUCAAUGAAAUGAAAAAYUGGUUGGAAACCAAAGGCAGUCCGAAAUCGCGUAUAGACAAAGCCGUCUUUUCGGAAACGAAAGAAAUACCAGAUUAUACUUUCAAAGCAUUUACAAUUAAACGUUAAGGACUAUAACUAUUCCAAUCUUCAAAAUUCAGAGGAAAGUUUCAAAAUCAUCAUGUUCUUGAUUAAACUAUUGUUAUUGUGGAUGCAACUCUGAAAUGUAGAUAAGGCAGUGGUUUGUAGAAGAAAAGCGUGACUAUUGCAUAUUUCCACUUGAUCAAUGAAUAUAAGUUUGUACCAUUAGACAUUGGA